UCCAGGUGAAAGGCUAUAGAAGAGUAUAGUAUGGUAGUGAUGGAUGGAAGCAAUAUUUAUGACAAAAUGACUAAUCAGCUUGUCUCAUACUAGUUGAUACUUAAUCAAUCUUCAAGAAAUUCAACAAAUGAACAGGCUUUAAAAGUGAAGAUAUAAACAUGGCAUUUACGAAGUAUUUGUGGACAAUAAUUAUCUGUUUACCUGUGACCUGUGGUCAGUUAUUACACUACGCUGUGUCCGAGGAAUCUGCCCUUGGAACAUUGAUCGGAAACAUUGCCAUAGACGCCAACCUAUCCUCUGGUGAUCUCACGAGGGAAUACAUCUUUUUAUCUCAAUCAAACCCUCUAACAUCUUUAUUUCAACUCGAUGAAAAAACGGGAUCUCUUUCCGUUGGAAUGCGAAUUGACAGAGAAUCUCUCUCCGAAUGUAAAUUUGUCACAGAAUGCCUGCUUAAUUUGGAUGUGAUCUGUCGUAAUUCAGGAAGUUUUUAUCAAAAAGUUAAACUGAAAAUAGAAAUUCUGGAUAUUAAUGACAAUUCCCCCACCUUUCCUGAUGGUUCUGUGAAUUUGUCGGUAUCGGAGGGGUCUUUGGUGGGGACAUCUUUCCCCAUUGAAGGGGCUGUAGACAAGGACAGUGGACAUUAUUCGGUAAAUAUUUAUAAGGUUGUCCCUCAUACAGCACCAUUUUCCGUCCAGUUUCAGAAAAAUGUCGAUGGAAGUUCUCGUGUUCGUCUUGUUCUCAACAAAACUCUCGACCGAGAAAUUCAAAAGUCCUACCAGUUUCAGGUUGUGGCUGAAGAUGGUGGCGCACCUGCAAAUGUUGGAACCUUGCUUGUUUUUGUGAACGUUCUGGACAUUAAUGACCAACAGCCCGUGUUCACUCAGGCCCAGUACAAUGUUACUGUGGAUGAAGAUGUUGCAGUAAACACCACAAUUCUAACCGUCAGAGCACAGGAUGAUGACGAAGGGCUGAAUGGUGACGUCAUUUAUAGCUUAAGUCCUCGACAGGAUGAUAAAAUUUUGAAGUUGUUUCAAAUUGUUCCAACGAGUGGGGCUUUGCAAGUGAAGGAAUCUUUAAUUUUUGAACCUGGAAAACAGUAUAGAAUUAUUGUAGAGGCUAGUGAUCGUGCCAAACAGCCUCUUAUGUCUCAAACCCAAAUAACUGUUAAUGUGCGAGAUACUCAUAACAACCCACCACGGAUCAAGGUGGAUUUGCUGUCAAACACCGACAAAGCUCAGAUAUUGGAGAGUGCUUCACCUAAUGCCCCCAUAGCACACGUCACUGUGGACGACCCGGAUACCGGCUAUAAUGGAAAUAUUAAUUGUUCAAUUCGGAGUGAAAAAUUUCAACUCCAAAAAUUUAAUGUUCUUGAGUAUAAGGUUGUAGUGUCUCAGCCAUUAGAUAGAGAAGUGCAAUCGGAGUACAGCGUCACUGUACUGUGUCAAGAUGAGGGCACUCCACCUCUGAAAGCGUCCUCAACCUUUAAAGUGACCGUCCUUGACGAGAAUGACCAUGACCCGGUGUUUACAAAGCCUGGGUAUGUGGUGCAAACCCAGGAAGACAACAACAUUGGAUCCAGUCUCAUUAGAGUUUCUGCUUCUGAUAAAGACACUGGUAAAAAUGCUGAAAUCACAUAUAGACUUCAGCCGUCAAAAUACAACUUUUUUAUUGACCCUAAAACAGGACUUAUUUCUGCACAGUUCAGACUUGACCGGGAGGAAACAUCUUUGAUCAAACUUAACGUCCUUGCAGUAGAUGGUGGUUCUCCUUCGAGGACAGGUACUGCCAGUGUUGUCAUCAGAAUUACUGACAUCAAUGACAACAAACCUGAAUUCCAAAACGACAGCUUUGAAUUUGCCAUUCAGGAAAAUGCUCCUAAAUAUACAUCUGUUGGAUUACUUAUUGCAACUGAUAAAGAUGAAAAUAAAAAAGUGACAUUCUCCCUUUUACCACAGUACAGUGGUGGAAUACCUUUUGAUAUUCUACCUAAUGGAACCAUCAGAACGACAGAGGUUCUAGACCGAGAGGUCAUUGCCAAGUAUCAGUUCACAGUUGUGGCGUCUGAUUCCGGGUCUCCUCCCCAACAAUCGUCUGCUAAGAUCACCAUUGAUGUUUUGGAUAUGAAUGACAAUGACCCCAUCUUCAUGUUCCCAAGCGAUAACAACAGUACUGUCAUCAUCUCAUAUCAGACCUUACCCCACACCGUCAUUGCUCACUUAGAUACCAGGGACAUUGAUGAAGGACUCAACGCAACCGUGACCUACGUCACUAGGGACAGGAACUACUCACAUCUUUUUCAACUAAACAGUUUGUCUGGGAGACUAAUUCUUAUGAGACAACUGACAACGAAAGAAAUUGGAAAAUAUAAACUGUCCAUCAUUGCCCAAGACAAAGGAACACCCCCAAGGACUACCGAAAGGACAAUGACGAUAAUAGUGACAAGUCAACAGAUACCAGAUGGGAUUUCUGCACCAGACGAUCACAAAUACUUUCUCAUCGCUAUAGCAAUUUCCUGUGUUACCAUAGUGAUUGCGGUGGUCAUCGUCUUGACAAUUUGUUUGAUCAAAAGAGCCGAUCGAUUGCGUCAGAAAUAUCACGAACAACAAAAAACUGAGCCCUAUUCUGAAAUUUCAGCUCAAAGAUUCCAUGAGAAUGCCAUGGAUUCUUUACACUGCAGUGGGAUGUUGGACAAAGAAUCACCUGAGCACCAGUUGUACCCGGUUCUCCACAGUUCCAUGGUGGACUCCCAGAUUUCCACUAAAGGGAUCACCGCUAAUCUUGGCCAGGAUGACAAAAUACAUCACCAGUUAACUCCCUUUACUCUCCAACACGUACUAAGGUCCAGUAACUCUUACAGACCAGGGUCACAAUUGGUGAGAAAAGAAAAGGACAGCACAAGUGAUCGUUCAGGGGAGCUCACUCCAAGUGACAGUGGCCGAGGCGGAAGUGAAGAUGACCUUAACAACAGUAUUCUACUUUCUCAUUCCAGUUCAAUAGAUUUUGAAAAUACAAAGCACAAUUCGCCGAGAAAAGAAUUGUCAUUUAGUACCUUCAGUAGACCGAAUUUAAAGCUGCAUGGAAAUUCUAUAAACGCAAAAGACAAUUUGCAGCAGAAAGUGACAUAUCCAUGCAAUAAUCUUUCUCCUCAGCAGCGAAAUGCUGCAGGAGUGUUCCAGAGACAGGAGAGUUUGUAUUCAGACGCCGGAAGUUACUGUGGUCAUGACGACAGUACGACGACUUCUGGAAGCUAUGUUUUGGAUCAGGAGGACAUUUUUGAUGGACUUAAUUCGAGUUUACACAGGGGACAAUGCAUUGUGUGAAUAUUGUAUUCUUCAUUCGUAUGUGGUCAUAUAUAUCAUUCUAAAAUCAAAACGAGAAACACAGUCCCAUAAUAUUCCAUAUGUGCCAAAUAAUAUAUUCAAAUACAAGGUGCUAUAAAUCUUUAUGUUUAAUUAAUGUGUUCAAUAUGAUCAUAUCAUGAUAUAAUUUU
Saccostrea echinata is the source of this 3490-nucleotide messenger RNA. Its product is annotated as protocadherin-9-like. Gene Ontology annotation, molecular function: calcium ion binding. Gene Ontology annotation, cellular component: plasma membrane. Lineage: Eukaryota; Metazoa; Mollusca; Bivalvia; Ostreida; Ostreidae. The record is from RefSeq and is a predicted model, not a curated record. The transcript is spliced from 6 exons. Bases 159 to 3320 code for a protein of 1053 amino acids. Gene Ontology annotation, biological process: homophilic cell-cell adhesion.